This is a messenger RNA of Culex pipiens pallens (northern house mosquito), 2293 nucleotides long. Its product is annotated as zinc finger protein 878-like. Lineage: Eukaryota; Metazoa; Arthropoda; Insecta; Diptera; Culicidae. The coding region runs from base 99 to 2252 and encodes 717 amino acids. The transcript is spliced from 4 exons. The record is from RefSeq and is a predicted model, not a curated record.
ACAAGUUGAAAUUUGCGAUCGAUUUUGAGAAAAUUAGCUGAAUCUUCCUCUUUAAUCUGUAAAUCUGGUAAAUCUAGUGUGAAUUCAGUAAAUAAACUAUGGAAGCAAUCAAGACCAAUCCGGCGGUGGAUCAAGAACUUGUCAAAGUGAAACGAGAGGUUAUGAUCGACGACACUGUUCCAGAGUCGGUUCCUGAAAAGUCGCCAGACCCCGAUCCGAGCUACGGGACCGGUGACGAUUCAAGUUCCGAUGAAUCGGAGGACAUUGACGAGGGCGAUGAUAGCAAACUUUGUACUCUGGCUGAUAAAAGUGCCAAAUUCACCUGCGAAGAGUGCGGCCGGAGCUAUUCCACCGACGGAUAUCUGCGCAAGCACCGGGCAAGAUGCAACAAGCCAGUCUACCAUCCGUGUCACCUGUGCGAGAAGGUGCUGACCACUAGCCAAGAGCUCCGGUAUCACCUGAACGAACACAGCGGCGAGAGGCCGUACGUUUGCCGACAAACGCCGGGUUGCCUGGAGGCGUUCCCUCAUCCCCGGUUCCGGGUGAUGCACGAGCAUCGCUGUGGCGGCGGACCGGAACACCAGGAACCGGUCGAGCAGGACGAGGUCGUUGUGGACGGUAUGGUGAAGCUGAUGUGCAGCCGGUGUGGCAAGCUGUGCAAGACGCCGGGACUGUUCCGGAGGCAUAAGAGGAAUUGCUUCGCGCGGAAGAGCUGCCACCUGUGCGAGAAGGAGUUCAAGUCAGUUCAGUCGUUGGAGUAUCAUCUGAACUGGCAUACCGGCGAUAAACCGUACAAGUGCCAGGUGGGUUGCGACAAGUCCUUCAUUAAUCCGCACCACCGGCGGAGGCACGAGAAGAUGUGCGGACCGGUUGUGGUGCGGGAUGGGGAGGAAGCGGAUCCGACGAAGAUCUACGCGUGUGAUCAGUGCAAUAUGAAGUACGGGAUGAUGGGACACUUGCUGCGACAUAAGCGGGCCUGCCACAAUGACGAUCCGACGGAGGGUUUCGUUUGUCCCGUUUGUAAGAUGGAAUUUAAGAAAGCCACCCGAUUGAGGUAUCAUCUCUACGAGCAUACCGGCGAAAAACCGUUCAAAUGCUACAACGAAGGCUGCUCGGAAGCGUUCACGACUCCGAUGCGUCGGCACGAGCACAACGUCACCUGUGGCCGCUCGUUGGAUCACUACCGGUGCGACGUGUGCAACAUGGCACUGAAAACGGCCAACGGUCUACGCAUCCACAAGCUGACCCACAAGGAACCUACGCUCGAGUGUAAAAUCUGCGGCGCCGGAUUUCAUCACGAGUUUAGAUUGCGGAAUCACAUGAAAAAGAGCCACCCGGAAGCGGAUAAACCAGUCGAGCCAGAGCCCGAACCUAAGCGUAUUAAACUAGAACCCGGGUUGGGGCAUCAGGAAGUGGUUGAGCCUCUUCCGGUGCAAAUUCCCACGCCGGAACAUCCCUGCCCCCAGUGCAAGCGUACCUUCACCUCCGAAACAAAAGUCAAACAGCACCUAGAGUUUUGUUUCAAGUAUUGUCACCUUUGUCCGGCCAAGUUUCACACCGCAUAUGAAUACAACUUCCAUCUGGCGAUGCACAAAGGAGAGUUGAACUUUGAAUGUCGCAAGUCUUGCGGCAAAAAGUUCUACGAACCCAGAGACCGCAACAACCACGAGAAGGAUUGCGGAACUGCCGACCCCAACCAGACGGACAAACCAUCCGCGGCUAAGGUUCUCUCGUGCGAUCACUGCAACAAGUCCUACUCCUCGGCGGGCUUUCUGCUACGUCACAAGCGACUCUGCAACAACCCGCUGCCCACAAUCGGCGAUGUGUGGAACUGUCCGCACUGCCCGAAAACGUUCACCCGUUCCGAUGCGAUGCGGUACCACGUGAACCAACACACCGGCGAAACGCCCUUUCCGUGCCGCACCAAGGACUGCAGCGCCGCUUUCGGCAAUCCGGCGGCACGGCAAACGCACGAACGCGCCUGUGGCGCCGACCUUACGCAGUGUCCGAUCUGCAACAAGGUGCUCAAGACGGCAACGUAUCUGAAAACGCACAUGGAACACCGUCAUGCGGCGCCGCGAUACGAGUGUCCGGACUGCGGGAAGAUGUGCCCUACUAGCCAUAAUCUUAAAGCGCACCAAAAGCGGAAGCAUCGACUAAAAGAAGAGUCGUCCACAGCGCUUGAAUCGAUCAUCUCCAUUAAGGAAGAGCAGAUCCAGUCGGACGAUGACGAAGAAAUAGUUGGAAUUUGAAGAAGCGCCUAAAAGCGUGGUAAAAGAUCAGUGAAAGCUCA